Molecule: messenger RNA, 2844 nt
Organism: Populus euphratica (Euphrates poplar)
Lineage: Eukaryota; Viridiplantae; Streptophyta; Magnoliopsida; Malpighiales; Salicaceae
Product: extensin-2-like
Exons: 7
Coding region: 131-2329 (732 amino acids)
Biological process (GO): plant-type cell wall organization
Molecular function (GO): structural constituent of cell wall
Source: RefSeq, a predicted model, not a curated record
UGCAUGCUUUCUCAUCAAAAGAAAACAGAAGCACGAGUUUUUCCCUCACCUUCUCUUAAUCCAAUAAGAAAGAAAGGGUGGUGUGAAAGUCCAACACAUUGCCGAUAGUUGGUGGGAUUCAGGGGAAGGAAUGACAGGUUCUAGUGGCGGCCCCCUUAGGGGUCGUCUGUGGCCUCAAUUGGCAGUGGCAUUGACUAUUCUCUUUGUUGCAAGCAAUGUAGGUUCAGUCUCAGGAGAUGCUUAUGUUUACAGUUCUCCACCUCCACCACCGUAUAUAUACAAGUCUCCACCACCUCCUUCACCUUCUCCACCACCUCCUUAUGAGUAUAAGUCACCACCCCCUCCUUCUCCAUCCCCACCACCACCAUACAUGUACAAGUCACCACCUCCUCCAUCACCUUCUCCACCACCUCCUUAUGAGUAUAAGUCACCACCCCCUCCUUCUCCAUCCCCACCACCUCCUUAUGUGUACAAGUCACCACCUCCUCCAUCACCUUCUCCACCACCUCCUUAUGAGUAUAAGUCACCACCACCACCCUCUCCAUCUCCACCACCACCUUAUGUUUACAAGUCACCUCCUCCACCUUCACCAUCACCACCUCCACCAUACAUAUAUAAAUCCCCUCCACCCCCUUCUCCAUCACCACCACCUCCCUACUACUAUAAGUCACCUCCACCCCCAGUACAUUCUCCUCCUCCACCAUAUUAUUACGAGUCACCACCACCACCUUCUCCCUCACCACCCCCACCAUAUUAUUACAAGUCUCCACCACCACCCAAAAAAUCACCACCUCCACCAUAUUACUAUAAGUCACCACCUCCUCCCUCACCACCACCACCACCACCACCAUAUUACUAUAAGUCACCACCUCCUCCCUCACCAUCACCACCCCCACCAUACUACUACAAGUCCCCACCUCCACCUAAACAUUCACCACCCCCACCUUAUUACUACAAGUCACCACCACCACCCUCACCAUCUCCUCCUCCUCCAUACUACUACAAGUCUCCACCUCCUCCUUCACCGUCUCCUCCACCACCAUACUAUUAUAAAUCUCCUCCGCCACCUUCUAAAUCUCCUCCACCUCCUUAUUACUACAAGUCUCCCCCACCUCCAACUAAGUCUCCACCUCCUCCAACACCAUACUACUAUAAAUCCCCACCACCACCUUCACAUCCUUUACCACCACCCUAUUAUUACAAAUCUCCACCACCACCUAAAGCUUUACCUCCUCCAUACCACUACAUUUCUCCACCUCCACCUGUCAUUUACCCUCACCCCCACCACCAUGAUUUAAUAGUCAAAGUGGUAGGAAAGGUUUAUUGCUACCGAUGCUAUGACUGGAAAUAUCCAAUGAAGUCACAUAAUAAAAAGCAUCUAAAAGGCGCCGUGGUGGAGGUAACAUGCAAAGCAGGUACAAAGAAGGUCAAGGCUUAUGGUAAAACCAAGAUCAAUGGAAAAUACAGCAUUACAGUGAAAGGUUUCAAUUAUAGAAAAUAUGGAGGCAAGGCAUGCAAGGCCAAGCUUCACAUGGCACCAAAGGGUUCACCAUGCAACAUCCCAACUAAACUACAUUGGGGUAACAAGGGUGCCUCUCUAAAGGUGAAGUCCAAGACAAAAUAUGAAGUUGUGCUCUCAGCUAAACCAUUUGCUUAUGCUCCUAAGACCCCUUACAAGAAGUGUCACAAAUACAAGCCCACUCCUGCUCCAUACUACUACAAGUCACCUCCACCUCCUCCUUCAACUUACAUUUAUAAGUCACCACCACCUCCACCAUAUCUUUACAAGUCACCCCCUCCACCAUCAUAUAUCUAUAAAUCACCACCACCACCAACUCAUUCCCCACCACCACCAUAUUACUAUAAAUCACCACCACCUCCCUCACCAUCUCCACCACCUCCAUACUAUUAUAAAUCUCCACCACCACCAUCUCCAUCACCACCACCACCAUACUACUACAAGUCACCCCCUCCACCGUCGCCAUCUCCUCCUCCACCCUACCACUACAAGUCUCCCCCACCACCCUCUCCUUCACCACCACCUCCAUACUACUACAAAUCCCCACCUCCCCCCUCACCAUCUCCUCCACCCCCAUACCACUACAAAUCCCCUCCUCCACCAUCCCCAUCACAUCCACCACCUUACUACUACAAGUCUCCUCCACCACCAUCUCCAUCUCCCCCUCCUCCAUAUGUCUACAAGUCCCCACCUCCCCCUUCACAGUCACCACCUCCUCCCUACUACUACCAUUCACCUCCCCCACCAGUGAAAUCACCUCCACCUCCAGCUUACAUUUAUGCUUCUCCACCACCACCAACACACUACUAGGCUCGAAAUACUCCUCCAUUCAUCACAGCAAAUCACGUUUUAGUUUAAGCAACGUAAUAAAGGAAGGCUCCAGUAGCGAAAUGUGCAGACACGAAGCAUCCUAUCCAAAUCCAUGCAAUAAGGGUCUAAGUUUUGCGUCAGAAAGCUACAACUUUUACCAUUCUCCAGUCUCAAACUUCAACGUGACAAUCUUGCACAUCAUCAUCUUAUUGUGUUCAAAUACUGGUUUUGGCUUCAAAAUGUUCUCUAUGCCUUCUUAAGAUUAGGAAGUGAGGUGGGAGAAGAAGGAGACCCGGAUUUGGAAGUGGGCUUUUAAUUAGCAGAUUGUUUGUUUGUUCUUUCUUUUUAAAUUUAUUGAUCAAAUGGGGGGUUCCUUCUAAUUUAUUUACUGUUUGCGCUACCGUACAGCCCAGUUUCAUCUGGGUUCUAUUUAUUAUGGGCAAUUGUUGUUUCCUGGACCUUUUUGUGCUUUGCAAAAAGGUUGUUCGUAAUAAAAGAUCACCACCUUCCUCUUC